AUGGCGAGGCGCUUCGUGCUCAACACCGGCGCCGAGAUCCCCUCGGUGGGGUACGGCACCUGGCAGUCCAAGCCGGACGUGGUCGGGGACUCCGUCUACACCGCCGUCAAGGCAGGGUACCGACACAUCGAUUGCGCCAGGGCUUACCGCAACGAAAAGGAGAUUGGUUUGGCGCUGCAGAAGCUAUUCGAAGAGGGUGUGGUGAAGCGUGAAGAAUUGUUUAUCACCUCUAAGCUAUGGCAUGAUCAUCAUGCUCCAGAAGAUGUGCCGGAGUCACUCGACAAAAGCCUGAACGACUUGCAGCUCGAGUACUUGGAUCUUUACCUUAUACAUUGGCCAUUUAGACUCAAGAAGGGGACCGACUGGAGUAGCCCUGAUAACUUUCUUCCACCUGACAUCCCAGCUACUUGGGGAGCAAUGGAAAAAUUAUAUGAUAGUGGCAAAGUUCGCGCAAUCGGUGUGAGUAACUUCUCAACAAAGAAAUUAGGUGACCUGCUUGGCGUAGCCCGUGUACGUCCAGCUGUUAAUCAGGUGGAAUGUCAUCCGGGUUGGCAGCAAACUAAGCUCCAUAGCUUUUGUCAGUCAACUGGUAUUCAUCUCUCUGCGUACUCGCCACUAGGUUCACCUGGCACGGCUUGGAUGAAGAGUAACGUCCUGAAUGAACCAGUCGUCACCUCGAUAGCAGAAAAACUUGGGAAAUCUCCUGCACAGGUGGCACUAGGCUGGAACAUUCAGAUGGGUCACAGUGUACUACCAAAGAGCCUGAACGAGGGAAGGAUAAAGCAAAAUCUUGAUGUUUAUGAUUGGUCUAUUCCAGAUGACUUGCUUGCAAAGUUCUCCGAGAUUAAACAGGUUCGGUUGGUCAGAGGCGACUUCACAGUUAAUCCAAAGAGCGUUUACAAGACCCUUGAGGAGCUCUGGGAUGGGGAAAUUUAG
Molecule: messenger RNA, 936 nt
Organism: Miscanthus lutarioriparius
Lineage: Eukaryota; Viridiplantae; Streptophyta; Magnoliopsida; Poales; Poaceae
Source: the annotation of a GenBank genome assembly